Panicum hallii is the source of this 1554-nucleotide messenger RNA. Its product is annotated as putative F-box protein At5g52610. Lineage: Eukaryota; Viridiplantae; Streptophyta; Magnoliopsida; Poales; Poaceae. The coding region runs from base 147 to 1358 and encodes 403 amino acids. The record is from RefSeq and is a predicted model, not a curated record. The transcript has 2 exons. Gene Ontology annotation, molecular function: protein binding.
CGUCGGUCCUCGGUCGCGCCGGCGUCCGCCGCCCUCCCCCUCUCGGCCCAGAGCGGAGGCCCCCACCACGCGACGGCACGCCGCCCCUCCGGCCGGCUGAGAGGCACGCCUGCGCGCUCCGGUCACCAGAUCGGUAAUCUCCACCGAUGGCGUCGCCGGGGCCGUCCUCCGCUCCGGCCAUCCGAUCCACGCGUCGACUGGCGCCCGCCGCCCCCAACGCCGCCGGCGUGCUGCCCCCGGACCUGCUGUUCGACGUCCUGCUGCGGCUCCCGGCGAAGGAGCUCUGCCGCCUCCGCGCCGUCUGCCGCUCCUGGCGCUCCCUCACCUCCGACCCGCUCUUCGCCGGCGCGCACGCGGCGCGGCAUCCGGGCCCGCUCCUCCUGGCCAAGUUCCGGGACGACGAGGCGCGCGUCCACAUCGUCGAUCUGUCCGGCAGCGUGGUCAAGCGGAUCGCCGGCCCGGACGGCCACGAGCUGCUCUGCACGCGCCUGCACCUGGCCUGCGUGGCCUCGAAAGGUAACAGCUGCCACGUGCUCGAUCCGGCGACGGGAGCGGCUUAUGCGCUGCCUGAGAGCCCGGCGCCGGAGCAUGUGAACCAUGAGAACUCGCGCGACCCGUACACCUUCUUCGCGUCCGGGCGAGUCGCGUCGACAGGGGAGUGCAAGGUGCUCCGGGUGUUCAACCGCACAGAAUUCGAUGCCUUUGAUCAGCAGCAGCUUUUCGAGGUCUUCACCAUCAACGGCGGUGUCAGCAAUGCACAGUGGAGGGCGAGGCAGAGCCACUAUCUCUUUGUCGAGGCGAACAAUGCUGCUGUUGUUGGUGGGGUGGUGUACUUCUUGACGGACUGUGCCUACGAUCUUAUGCUGUUUUUCGGUGUGAACACUGGCAUUCAUCCGGACUGUAUUGCUUCGUUCGACCUUGGGACAGAGGAAUGGAGGAGAGAUAUCCAGGGGCCAAUAAGCAGCGGCCUUUCAAUGGAUGGCGCCAAUGCUACAGAGGAGUACCGUUCGAUUUGGCAUAAACUUACUUUAUCUGAGCUCAAAGGCUCUCUAGUUCUAGCGUACCACCGUCGCCACCAGUCCUUGGAUCUCUGGCUUCUGACAGACUUUGAGAGAGGUCUCUGGGUGAAAGAGUACAGCAUACAGACUGAAUCGGCUAUCCCUGCCGAUGAGUACUUUGUAAAACCGUUGCUGGUAUCAGAUGAUGGGAGGUUGGUCAUCUUUCUAGCAUCAACAGGACUGCUUCUUAUUUAUGAUCCAAGAACCAACAGUUUUUCAGAGGUUGAGAUGAGACGUCUUGAUGCAGUUGGUUUGUACACGGGAAAUCUGUUGAGUUUACAAGGUGGUGACAUUGUGUAGUAUUGUAAUUUCUCGCUAGUUGCUACCCACUUUAGCUUGUGAACAAUACACUUGUAGGAAUAAAUUAUUACCCCCGCUUCACUUUUUAAAGUGAGCUUUGUAUAUAGUGGUUAAUGUUGUCCUGUCUUGUCUAGUAUAUCGUAUUGCAUCCAGUCCUGCAAUGUUGUUGUAAAUUCAUGGAGGUGCUUACUGUUUC